Molecule: messenger RNA, 6822 nt
Organism: Uranotaenia lowii
Lineage: Eukaryota; Metazoa; Arthropoda; Insecta; Diptera; Culicidae
Product: zinc finger protein 883-like
Exons: 16
Coding region: 259-2346 (695 amino acids)
Biological process (GO): negative regulation of transcription by RNA polymerase II
Cellular component (GO): transcription regulator complex; PcG protein complex; nucleus
Molecular function (GO): DNA-binding transcription activator activity, RNA polymerase II-specific; DNA-binding transcription repressor activity, RNA polymerase II-specific; RNA polymerase II cis-regulatory region sequence-specific DNA binding
Source: RefSeq, a predicted model, not a curated record
GGCAGCCAUCCUUCAGUGUGUUUAGCAGCACAGCAGCAGUAGCGAAGAAGAUUAGGAAGAGACAUAUUUUUUCCUUCAUCACAGUCACUCCAUUACAAAUUUCAGUUCUUUUUAUUUUAAAAUAGUGCAACCCAAAAUAUUGCUGCUGUAAAGAAACACAUAAAUUCGGGAUUGGCAGAAAUCAGUGGCUCUUUCAAGGUGUAAAAUUCUGCCAUUUCCGAUCAAUUUUAAGGAAUACUUUUCUGUUCGUGCGGAGCAAUGUUUUAUCCACUGCAGACAACAUUCGAAGACGGAGAGAUUGAACUUGGUCGUCAGGAGAUUCUGGCCCACGAGCAACUAUCCGACAAUAAGCAUUCGCUCGCGGUGUCGCUUUCACUCGGAAAUACAUUGAUCAACCUGAACAGGAUCAAAUGUCCCCAGUGCAGGAAGCGAUUCGACACGAUGGAAGAAAUGCAGCAGCAUCGUACCAAACAUCUGACCGAGAACAAGUUCAAGUGCGAAAUUUGCGGCAAGGAGUUCCCUAGCCACAGCUCGAUGUGGAAGCACACCAAGGCCCACACUGGCGAACGUCCAUUUGUGUGCCAGAUUUGUAAUAAGGGAUUCACCCAGUUGGCUAAUCUGCAGCGGCACGAUUUUGUCCAUAACGGAUUGAAGCCUUUCAAAUGUCCAAUCUGCGAAAAGUGUUUUACGCAGCAAGCAAACAUGCAAAAGCAUCAACUGCUCCAUACCGGUCUGAAGCCAUACAAAUGUCCGGUAUGCCAGAAAGCAUUUUCCCAACAUGCUAAUAUGAUCAAACAUCAAAUGUUACAUACAGGGCUUAAGCCUUACAAGUGUCCAGUGUGCCAAAAGGCAUUUACUCAACAUGCUAACAUGGUUAAACAUCAGAUGCUUCAUACAGGUUUGAAACCUUAUAAGUGUCCCGUGUGCGAUAAAGCAUUUACUCAACAAGCAAACAUGGUCAAGCACCAGAUGUUACACACUGGCGUUAAACCUUACAAGUGUUCUACAUGCGGCAAGGCAUUUGCACAGCAGGCAAACAUGGUCAAGCAUCAAAUGCUUCAUACUGGCAUAAAACCGUACAAAUGUCCAACCUGUGGAAAAGCCUUCGCCCAGCAGGCGAACAUGAUGAAGCAUCAGAUGCUCCAUACCGGACUUAAACCUUACAAAUGCGGUACAUGCGACAAAGCUUUUGCCCAACAGGCCAAUAUGGUCAAGCAUCAAAUGCUACAUACUGGUAUUAAACCGUACAAGUGCAAUACAUGUGGCAAGGCUUUUGCUCAGCAAGCAAAUAUGGUCAAACAUCAGAUGCUUCAUACGGGAGUGAAACCCUACAAAUGCUCAGUAUGCGGCAAAGCGUUUGCCCAGCAAGCCAACAUGGUCAAGCAUCAGAUGCUUCAUAGCGGAAUUAAACCGUAUAAAUGUCCAACUUGUGAUAAGGCUUUCGCCCAGCAGGCCAACAUGGUCAAGCACCAGAUGCUGCACACUGGUGAAAAACCCUUCAAAUGCAAGAGCUGCGAUAAGGCGUUCUCCCAGCGGGCCAACCUGAAGAAGCACGAGAUGGUCCACCUGGGCAUACGACCACACACCUGUCCGCUGUGCUCCAAGUCGUACUCACAAUACUCGAAUCUAAAGAAGCAUCUGCUGGUGCAUCAGAAGCAGGCGCUCAAGCAGCAACAGCAGAACGGGCAAGUGAUGGUCAUUCUCUACAACUGCCAGACUUGCAAGAUGCAAUUUGAAAAUAUUCUCGAAUUCGAACGCCACACGCGGCAGUGUAAUGAACUGACCAAUGGAGGGCUCAAGAUGGAACACAUCAACAUAAAGAGUGAGAUUGACAUCGACGGUAGCUCCAGCUCGGGAAUGACUCAACACAUCACCAUACCUCACAGUCAGUCGCCCAACCAGCCGACUCCCAUGCACAUUCCGUCGGCUAUACUGACCUCGGUGAUUUCGAGUUCAGCCGCCGUGAGCAAUGCCCACACGCUUAGCGGUCUCCAUCCAACCCACCAUUCGGUGGUGACUACGGCGGCCCAUUUGCAGCACCCCCAGCAGCAGCACACGCCACCAUCUCAGCAUCAACAGCAAACCCAGCAGCAGGUUGCUCAUCAGCAACAGACACUGGCCCACCAACAACAUCCCUCCCUGCAGCAGCAGCACAACCUUCCGAUCCACCUGCAACAGCAGUUGUCCCAUCACCUGAUUUCCUCGCAUCUGCCACACCAGGAUCACGGACCCGCCGAUCUCCAUCACCAGGUCAACUUCCAUCAUCCGCACAUCCCACAUAUCCCGCACAAGAUCCUAUCGCCCCUGUUCCACAUUCCACCGUUCAACAACAAUCACAGCACAUAAUGGAACGCUCGCAAGGGACUUUCACUGUCCCAACAGCAACAUCAGCAGCGACUAGCAGGUGGUCGUGGGGGUGAACCGUUAUCGUUGGAAACUGCGAGCAGAACACCAACGUUGGCCGCCCACAGCAACAACAAUAACAAUCCAAUGGCUGUUAUAAGUCGGACUGAACUAAACGUCCCCAGCAGCGGACACUGCGGCUCGCGUGCAGGUGGUACCCCACAGCAACACUAAUCAAAACAGAAAAAAAACACAAAGCGAAAAAGUACUACCUAAAUACCUAGGCUACCUACUAAAGAAGGUAAUUUUAUCUUAUAAUGGAAGGAAGAGAAAGAGGAAAACAUUGUAUUUGCAUAAGAAACUAGAAUGUUGACAAUUUAGGAACCAAUACUCAGAGAGUAUUACUACUGCUAAAUAGGCUACUUUUAGGCAAGCGGACGGCUCUGUGCGCCCUCCUCGCCUCGCAUUGCUGGUUAGACAGAGACAGGUAGCGGCGGUGGGCGCGCGCAGAGAUCAUCGAAAGUUAUUCUUAUUUGGUUAGGAUUCGAUUAUAGAUUCUAAUUAUUGAGAAAUUGAACAUACUUAUUCAAUAAAAACAAAAGAGUUUCUUUUUUAAAUAGUUUCUUUCGCUUACGAAUGAUGUACAUAGGAAAAAAAAUUAAAAGUAUGAUUUAGUUGUUGACCUAUCAGGAAAACAUAGGAUAAUAGCGCUUUGACAAAUGUGUUGACAAAUGUGUUGCCGACAUCCAAUUCAACCGCUAGCCAGCCAGAUGAAAAAAGUAAAAAGGUUUUUGGAAGCGCGUUACUUAGCUAAACAUUGCCACCUUAGAACGGGGAUUAGGUAUGUGUAGCAGGUGCUUAUUUUUUAAAAGGGCAGUUUUCGUGUAUAGAACCCACGGAAGCAAACUGAUGUGAUAUGUUGAACCAGUUAGAGAAUGUUAAAAAAAUCAUCUGGUGGCAAACGGAUGAUUGGAAAAAGGCGUUUUCAGGAAAUAGAAUGUGUCAUCCAAAAUUUUUGGGAGGACUUUUUCGAAAGCAAUCAACUUCUAAGGAAAAUCAGACGUAUGGAAAUUUUGUUGUUGAAAAUGUUAUCAAACUUCUUUUUAACCUAGUACAGUGCGAAAUGGAACUUAGUUUGUUUGAACGAAAUGAAAUACACACAAACACUUAGCAAUUAAAAUCCAUUUGAAAUCAACAAUUUUGUGGAAGAAUACUUACUUUAUGUCGUGUAUUCAAUCGUAGUUCUUGCUGCAGUUUAUCGAGGCAUUUUUCUAAUCAGGCAUUAAGUUCUUAAGCAGUUGGUUAUAAAUUGCGUUGAAAGGUGGUUCUCAUCAAUCAACGGGAAAGAGCCCUCUGUUCAUUUUGUUUUCAAAUUCAACAAAAGUUGAACAUUAGAAUUUUGUAUCUUUCAUGGAAAAGUUCCUAGCGCAUUCGUUUCGUUCAAUGUGUAUUUUUAAAAAAAAACCUGAUUGAAAAUCUCAUCUAGCGUUACACACCAACCAAUUAUGGUAUCACGUGAAGGUAGUUUUAAACAGGAUAACUAUUAUUACAAAACACUCGGUAAUAUUUUUUUAAUGAUUUAGGAAGGUAUGGUUUGUCUCUAGCAUAGAAACCCGAUCUCGUAGGCUUUCGUGUGUCUGUUUCUUCAAACACAUUUGGACGGACGCGCGCUAUACGGAUGAUGGAGGUAUAUGAUCUCACUCCGGAAGGAAAGAAAAACAGUUGAUCAAAGUAAGGAGAACCUAGCUCGAGUGGCCAUUUUGCAUCGCAAGAAAACUCUUUUUGACAUACACACAGGACAGAGGAUAAAGUUGACAUAUGCUCCUAAUUUACUACUAGUCGCCAAAUCAACAACUAUACGAGAAUUAUGCUUAAAUGUGAAUUUGUAGAAAUGUAUCGCAAAUAAAAACCAAGUGGCUAGAACUGUAGGAAUCAAUAAAUUAAAACACAGCUCCCCUGGUGGAGUUGUAGCGUUAAGAUAAGAUGCAAGAAAGAAAAAAAACAAGAACCAUAGACUGCUUCUGCUGGAAAAGCUACUAAAACAAGGAAGGACGUCCUUAAUUUCCGGCAAAAAAAAACAACACAAUAACUGUAAUGUUUUACUUUUAAAUUUGUACCGCGCCUGUGACAUUGAAUCUGAUAAACCAAGUUUUCAACAAACGACUGACAGCAGAUGAAGAUUUCUCAAACAGGUUUCGUUUUCGUUUUAUGCCAGUGAAAUCGAGACACAACCAAGUUCAGUUCACAAACACGUCUUCCACAGUACAGAAAAAUCCGAUGAGGGUCGAUUGCAAAACUAAUUCAAUGAUUCGAUUCAAUGUGCUACGCGUUUUAAUUCUCGAAAUUAGGCGUUUACCCUCAUUAAUAUUUUCGUUUUUCUAACCCGUUCAAGAUUCAAGAGAGAAGAAACUACAUCGACAUAUGAUUGUUGUGAGACUUCACUCUGUCGAUAAUAACUGAGAAUAGACCGAUUGCGCAGUGAAUCAUUAGAACGAAUAGAUUUCAGAAUCGAUUGACUUAUUUUUUAUAAACAGACGAACGUUGACAAGUUUAAAAAAAUCGUCUAAGAAAACAUUCAAAUGUUAAUGAUCAAAUAACUAAAAAAAAUCACUAAAUUACUAAAUUGUGUCUAGUAAAUAUACCGUACAGGCCCCAGGUUCUUCUCAGGAUGUUUCGGUAGGCUAUUCUUAGACCUUUGGGACAGUUAGCCGAAAUAAUAUGAUGACUCAUCUCGAGCUCUUCUUACGACAGAAAUCAGUCAGUGCACAGAUUUAUGCUUUUCGAGUUGACCAUUUCAUGCUGAAAAUUUACUCAUUCUAAUGAUUCAAGCAACAAAUAGGUAAACACGUGAAUGCACAUCAAACUUAUACGUAUAAAAUUUAAAGAAGCUCCUUGCAAUUCAUACAAUAGAAUACAACAAUGAAACAUGUUGUUAAUCAUUCAAGCUGGUAAUAACAUAAAAUAGCAUUGAAAGAAGAAAAAGGAACUCCAUUAGUCGUAUAAAUCAAAACCUAUUUUAAGAAAUAAAAAAAGAAACCAAGCAAACUAAACCACUAGUAAACACUUUAAAUAUUAAACACCUAGGUUGAGAAACAGAAACUGAGUAAACAAAACAUAAAUGCUAAACACAAAAGGGUGAUACAUACGAUUAAAACGAGCAAAGUCAUUUUAUAUUAAGCGCCAUCGUAGAAAUCGAUGGCAGUCACACAUGCAAGAAGAAUAAGGAACGAGCUGUUAACUAAAAAAAGGGAAAAACAAACAAAACUAAAGGAGUAAAAAAGUAAGUGCUUGACUGUAGACUUAGUAGUAGAUAUUGUAAAAAGAAACAAAAUCAUUAGGCACGAAGAUAGAGAAAGCUACGUGUAGUCUGCCGGAGGAGCGAGCACACCUACGACACGCGGAUAAGCCCGGUGCAAAACAGAGGCAUUGAUUGGAUCUACUAUACAGGUUGGCUUCCGACGGAAGACGCUUCCAAGAAGCAAUUCCGUUCCGGAAAAGUUCAGAGGAUUCGUACAUAUAUCACACGUGUAUGUAAUCGAAAAAUAAAAACAUUUAUAGAACAGAAAGGCUGUAGAACUCUCCCCCAGAAAGAAGUUGGCUGUUGAAACAAGAGUGCAUGUGUUACCUAUAUAUACCUAUUAUUACACUAAUCAUCAUCAUUGAUAUACGAUGAGAAAACCGUAUAUAAACGCAGAAGAAAGUCAGUCUGUAAAAACAAAUAUGCUAAAAAAUCGCAAGUGAAAGUGAAAAAAAAACAUAAAAUUAAUCAUAAUAGAGGAUGUAAAGCAAUGCUGUUCAAAACAGUUUUAUUUAGCGAUACUACGCAGUGCAAAAGAAAAAUCUUACAAAAAAUAAACAAUGUGAGUAGUGAUGAUGAGAGAUCAUAACCAGAAAUCAGAAUGGAAGCAGGAACGAGUAUAGGAUGUUUUUAACGAAUCCGUGAAAGUAAGGUGGUACUUUUAUAUUGUUUUACUGAGCGUGAGUCAACUAGGUAAAUAGGAAGCAAAUCAAAAAAAGCGUUACGCGGGAAGUGAAUUAGGAAAAAAAAUUCUAUGCAAGUGAACAUGUUACAGUUACGUUGAAACGGUUGAAAAAAAGUAUCACAUUUAUUGAUAUACUUAUACGGCUUAUAUUUUGUUACGAACACCCUCUCACAAUCCCUUGCAUUCAAUAUAUCCUACUUAUAUGUAAUGUUAAUUCGCAAACUAAGUGCAUUAAAACAUGAAAUCACACAAACAAACAAACACACAGAAGAACACACCCGUACAGUUAAUAGGAGGGAUGAUCACAUGAUUUUGUUUUUGCUGCCGUCGUAAUCAAACAACACGUAUCAUUAAAAAGAAAGUUUGUUAUAAUGAUUUAAAAGUAUGAUUUAGAUUUCUCAAUCUUUUUUUAAAUACGCCUUCCUAUUAUUAUUAUUAUGAAAUGACGCGAAAUCAAAUAAAAUCUACACAUAGAAGCUUAUAGUCAUUAAUAAAA